AUGUCCAACGAUGACGAUCUUUAUGGCGACCUCUACGGAAAUGAUGGUGGAGAUUUCAAUGGAUACGAAGAUGAGCAACCGGAAUCAAACGAAGAGACGGCAGGAUCGUCAGAGCCCGUCAAGCCAGCUCAGACUAGCAGCAAGUCUGCCCCAGCGGAUACGAAGCCGAUAAAUGGAACGAAUAAAACUGAAACCUCGGCCGCGUUGAGCGCGAAAAUUGAAGAACCGCUGACAAACCCCAUUCCAACAUUUACCGAGGACUCACAUUCUGCUGGAUCAAUGGGGACAAGCAGCAACGCAAGGAACACGGCUUCUUCAAGCAAUGUCAAUUCGACACAUGGCCUACCACCGAAUCCUAGCGGGGCUCCAAUCCAUACCAUUGAAUCUGUCGACUCUUCAAGGCAGAGUGGCAUGAAAGAUGAAGGGUGA
Messenger RNA from Serendipita indica DSM 11827, 429 nucleotides. Lineage: Eukaryota; Fungi; Basidiomycota; Agaricomycetes; Sebacinales; Serendipitaceae. The record is from the annotation of a GenBank genome assembly.